AUGGCGACGGAUGAUGAGCUGGAAUUGGCUGCCCGGUCGGUCAGCUGGCUUUGCCGCAAUUGUGGCGAAAAUCUACUGCUGUCUGCCGAUCGGUACACGGACCCAAAUGUGACGUCGUAUUCCCGAAUGCUGACUGACGUUUCCGGUGAUCAAAUAAUAGUUGGAGCAAGAGAUUACCUGUUGCGGUUUUCGCUGCAGCUGAAGCUAUUCGAACGUGUACCAUGGGAAGUUCCGGCGUACCAGCGUAGCAUCUGCCUUCAGAAGGGCCAAUCAGAGGACGCCUGUCGAAACUACGUGAUGGUACUGCAGAGCUUUGGCAACCAGGUGUACGCGUGCGGCACACACGCCUUCAGUCCGCGGUGCACCGUACGCCACAUGGAGGACCUGUCGGUGACACGCGAGGACGAUGGAGUGGCCAAAUGUCCGUUCAAUCCAAACGCCAACAUGACGGCUCUGAUGUCCGACUCCGGUCAGCUGUUUGUCGGGUCGGCAACUGACUUCUCGGGGCUCGAUUCCGCUAUCCUACGCUCUGACGUGACACGCAACAGCUCGCGUAUCCUGCGCACGGUCCAGUACAACUCGUAUUGGCUUAAUGAACCACAGUUCGUGGGUAGCUUCGAGCACGGUGGCUUCAUCUACUUCGUGUUGCGUGAGGCAGCCGUCGAGUACAUGAACUGCGGCAAGAUCAUCUACUCACGGGUGGCGCGAGUGUGCAAAAACGAUCCCGGCGGUACACCCGGCAUCCUGAAGGACAACUUGACGUCCUUUGUGAAGGCACGGCUCAACUGCUCACUGCCAGGUGACUACCCGUUCUACUACAACGAGGUGCAGGGCAUGGUUUAUUCGCCCGACGAGAGUGUCCUCUACGCGACCUUCACCACACCGGAGAACAGCAUCCAUGGAUCGGCCAUCUGCGCGUACAACAUGACUGCCAUCCAGGCCGCCUUCGAUGGUCCGUUUAAGCAUCAGGAAUCGAAGGGAACGGCAUGGCGUGGACACGAAGUAGGCACUCGCGAUCACUACGAGUGUCGCGGAGCGGGUGCUAACGGCCGUCACGUGUCCUUGAUCGAAUCCUCCAAGUAUCAGCUCAUGGAUCAAGCGAUCCAACCGAUGACCGGUCGUCCGUUACACCACACGGCCCUCGAACGAUUGAACCACAUUGCGAUCGAUGUCAUUCCAACGAAGCUACAUGAACGCGUGCACAUCAUCUAUGCUGCGACGGACGCCUGUACGAUUAAGAAGAUAUCCGUUCUGCCCCGGACAAAGGACACGUGCGUCAUCGAGGUUUGGCAGCCGGAAGAAGAACAUCCUGGCUCGUGCAUUCGAGCACUGCAGUACGUUAAGGACACGGAAUCGCUGUAUGUCGGCACGGACCGAGCGUUGAUGCGAAUUCCGGCGAACCAUUGUGGUCGGCAUUUGUCCCGCGCUAGCUGCCUAAACUCGAUGGAUCCAUACUGCGGCUGGAACGAACUGCAGGAAGCGUGUACAGUCGCACCGAACGGGGACACGCUGGCUCGUUACUGGGUGCAGAAUGCGACCGAGUGUCCCGUGCUGACGGCACCCGUCGAUGGUGGAUGGUCGGCCUGGUCCGCUUAUUUCCGCUGUGCACAAUCACCCGGUCCAGGUGCAGUGGGAGGAUCCGGCACUUCCGGCGGUAGCAACGGUGGUGAAGAUUUCGGUCCAAACGCGGACUCGUGCCUGUGUCGAACGCGUACCUGCAACAACCCACCACCGAAGAAUGGAGGCCGUGGAUGCACCGGAAUGCACGUGUCCGUCACCAACUGUACCGUGCACGGUGGUUGGACGGAUUGGUCCGCGUGGUCAGCGUGCUCACAAACGUGUGGAAUGGCGGUGAAAACGCGACGGCGUACCUGCGGCAAUCCGAAACCAGCCCAUGGAGGACGUGUGUGCGUUGGUCCCGAUCGAGCCGAGAUCUACUGCUCUCAUCUGCCACCCUGUCCGGCACCGAAACAACCGCCCGUGGAUGGAGGCUGGGGUCCGUACGGGGACUUUAGUGAAUGCAGCGCGAUCUGUGGAGGAGGAUAUCGCAUCCGACGGCGCAAGUGUGACAAUCCGAUCCCUCAGAACGGUGGAAUGGACUGCUCCGGGUGUCACUUUGAUUACGAGGUGUGUAACAGCCAGGCAUGCCCGGAUGUCCGGAAGGCUGGCACGUGGACACCGUGGCUAAUUGUGGCCAAUGGGACGGCACUGAAUGGUGCGUACGUCGAGAAGCGGUUCCGUUUCACGUGCAAGGCUCCGAUCGCUGAUUCGGCGUUGCUUAAGAUCGCCCCGAAGGAGGAGAGUCGCGUGUGCCAAGCGGAUGGAUCCUGCCAGCGUUCGGUCGAUCCAACUGCACUCGCUCCCGGAGCAUCUGGGGAUGACGUCGAGGAUGGUUGGAGCGAGUGGAGCUCGUGGAGUGUGUGUAGUGCAUCCUGUGGGGGUGGAUUCCAGUAUCGGACGCGUUCCUGCGAACGGCACGAUUGCAUCGGGUUCAACAAAACCAAGCGAGCUUGCAACACCCAACCCUGCCGAGGUGAAUGGGGAUGCUGGACGGAUUGGUCACCGUGCUCGGUUAGCUGCGGAAUUGGAACACGGUCACGAUCACGCCAAUGUCUCUCGAUGUCCGGAAGUGUUACGCCCGAGAACGACUGUGAAGGCAAGAGCGUUCAGUACGAAAGCUGCGAUAUGCCGAGCUGUGACUCCUUCCUAGGAUGGGGUGAGUGGAGCGAAUGGUCGUUUUGUAACGCGGAUAACGAGAAGGUUCGCACGCGCCUCUGCCUUCUGCCACACUCCGUUUCGUCUGCCGGUGAGCUGCCAUGCCAGGGCAGCGAUCGUGAGCUGCGCAAGUGCAGCAUCGAACAAACCAAUGAUGUUCAAAUGCCACCGGUGGCCGCGACCAUGUCGGUCUCUUCCGCUAUCCUUCUCGGGAUCGUGAUAACGAUGGCGUUGGGUUGGGCCGGAAGCAUAUUCGGCGUGGUGUUUUAUAUGAAAAGAAAGACAAAGACCUUGGGUGGAGGUAUCCAAGGAUCACCGUGCUAUGGGUCUCACUUCAAUCAGUACUCGUCGCUACCGACCAAAGACUACACGGACGGUAGCCACAAACCGAAGCGUCAGUCGUCCUUCAAGGGCCCACGAAAUGAUGCAAGUGGAUCGAAGCUUUCCAACGGCACCGGUACGCUGGUGAAGUCGAUCAACGUGAACGGUGGUACGCUCGGUAACAACACGCCGAAAAUUCUGUCGAAAUCCUUCAACGAAACGGACACCGCUACGAUAAAGCGCAACUCGCACGGACCGAACAACAUCCGGCACGCACGCCAGCUCGAAAUGGACGAGGACAAGUACUGACUGGCGGGGAUGAGCGAGCGAGCGGAUCAAACCCGAGGGCUUGCUGAGGGCACGAUGGAACUGAGCGUACUCCUUGACAAUGGCCCGUGAUGGAAGUGCAACCGAUGCACAGGACGUGCACGGAACCGUUUAAACAAUCGACUGUAGCGUAUCAGCAACGGCAAAGUAUUAGGAUAUAAGCGACCUCGAGUGCCGGAGGAAAACAUUUGCAAUGCCGACGUGUGCCAUUAGUAUAAAUAAUGUGUUUAUCUCGUGCGAUCAGCAAACAAAAGACAAAGCUAAAUACGGUAAUUUAGGGCAAUAUUAAAAUGGUUCUAGGACGAAAAAACCAGCUAAAGAAGCAGGACAACGCGCAGUGAGGAGGGACGAGUAUCUGCCAAAGUUUAUUCCACUGUGGAAGCGAUUCGCAACCCGGUCGGAUGGCAGUCGAUUGUAUCGGUAGCUCAUAUUGAGCCUAGAGAUAGAACCAUUUUAACAUAGCGUGUAGGACAUGGGUUGUGCCCGUUCAUGAUCGUUUUGUACAUUGAUCAUCAAUCAAUCACGGGACGUACAUCGAUCGUCCAAGGGGCGCAGUCGCCCAAGUGAAGGGCCAACCAAUCAAAAAGACUUCAGCAAUAUGGAAAAGACAAUUCAAUAGCAUGUAGGGCGCAGUGCGUAGGAAUCAAGGAUAGGACUUAGUUGUGUAACUGUUUCGAUGUAGUUUUGGUUAAGUUGUUGAAGCUUCCACUAACGAUGUGUUCGAUUUCGACGUUGACUUUGAUAGUGAUAAAAGAGCGACAUAGCAUUGUUACUUCAGGCGAAAUAAUUCUGAAUAAAAA
Molecule: messenger RNA, 4163 nt
Organism: Anopheles nili
Lineage: Eukaryota; Metazoa; Arthropoda; Insecta; Diptera; Culicidae
Gene: Sema5c
Product: semaphorin-5A
Exons: 8
Coding region: 1-3345 (1114 amino acids)
Biological process (GO): negative regulation of axon extension involved in axon guidance; positive regulation of cell migration; neural crest cell migration
Molecular function (GO): semaphorin receptor binding; chemorepellent activity
Source: RefSeq, a predicted model, not a curated record